Molecule: messenger RNA, 2841 nt
Organism: Heterobilharzia americana
Lineage: Eukaryota; Metazoa; Platyhelminthes; Trematoda; Strigeidida; Schistosomatidae
Source: the annotation of a GenBank genome assembly
AUGGAAAUAACUUCAAAAGAGGAACAUUCAUCCACUAAUCAUAAUUUGGUUAUUUCAACAAAAUUUUGCAUGUUUUCAUCACAUCCCCAAUACUCCUACUACUACUACUACUACUACUACUACUACUACUACUACUACUACUACUACUACUACUACUACUACUACUACUACUACUACUACUACUACUACUACUACUACUACACUACUACUACUACUACUACUACUACUACUACUACUACUACUACUACUACUACUACUACUACUACUACUACUACUACUACUACUACUACUACUACUACUACUACUACUACUACUACUACUACUACUACUACUACUACUACUACUACUACUACUACUACUACUACUACUACUACUACUACUACUACUACUACUACUACUACUACUACUACUACUACUACUACUACUACUACUACUACUACUACUACUACUACUACUACUACUACUACUACUACUACUACUACUACUACUACUACUACUACUACUACUACUACUACUACUACUACUACUACUACUACUACUACUACUACUACUACUACUACUACUACUACUACUACUACUACUACUACUACUACUACUACUACUACUACUACUACUACUACUACUACUACUACUACUACUACUACUACUACUACUACUACUACUACUACUACUACUACUACUACUACUACUACUACUACUACUACUACUACUACUACUACUACUACUACUACUACUACUACUACUACUACUACUACUACUACUACUACUACUACUACUACUACUACUACUACUACUACUACUACUACUACUACUACUACUACUACUACUACUACUACUACUACUACUACUACUACUACUACUACUACUACUACUACUACUACUACUACUACUACUACUACUACUACUACUACUACUACUACUACUACUACUACUACUACUACUACUACUACUACUACUACUACUACUACUACUACUACUACUACUACUACUACUACUACUACUACUACUACUACUACUACUACUACUACUACUACUACUACUACUACUACUACUACUACUACUACUACUACUACUACUACUACUACUACUACUACUACUACUACUACUACUACUACUACUACUACUACUACUACUACUACUACUACUACUACUACUACUACUACUACUACUACUACUACUACUACUACUACUACUACUACUACUACUACUACUACUACUACUACUACUACUACUACUACUACUACUACUACUACUACUACUACUACUACUACUACUACUACUACUACUACUACUACUACUACUACUACUACUACUACUACUACUACUACUACUACUACUACUACUACUACUACUACUACUACUACUACUACUACUACUACUACUACUACUACUACUACUACUACUACUACUACUACUACUACUACUACUACUACUACUACUACUACUACUACUACUACUACUACUACUACUACUACUACUACUACUACUACUACUACUACUACUACUACUACUACUACUACUACUACUACUACUACUACUACUACUACUACUACUACUACUACUACUACUACUACUACUACUACUACUACUACUACUACUACUACUACUACUACUACUACUACUACUACUACUACUACUACUACUACUACUACUACUACUACUACUACUACUACUACUACUACUACUACUACUACUACUACUACUACUACUACUACUACUACUACUACUACUACUACUACUACUACUACUACUACUACUACUACUACUACUACUACUACUACUACUACUACUACUACUACUACUACUACUACUACUACUACUACUACUACUACUACUACUACUACUACUACUACUACUACUACUACUACUACUACUACUACUACUACUACUACUACUACUACUACUACUACUACUACUACUACUACUACUACUACUACUACUACUACUACUACUACUACUACUACUACUACUACUACUACUACUACUACUACUACUACUACUACUACUACUACUACUACUACUACUACUACUACUACUACUACUACUACUACUACUACUACUACUACUACUACUACUACUACUACUACUACUACUACUACUACUACUACUACUACUACUACUACUACUACUACUACUACUACUACUACUACUACUACUACUACUACUACUACUACUACUACUACUACUACUACUACUACUACUACUACUACUACUACUACUACUACUACUACUACUACUACUACUACUACUACUACUACUACUACUACUACUACUACUACUACUACUACUACUACUACUACUACUACUACUACUACUACUACUACUACUACUACUACUACUACUACUACUACUACUACUACUACUACUACUACUACUACUACUACUACUACUACUACUACUACUACUACUACUACUACUACUACUACUACUACUACUACUACUACUACUACUACUACUACUACUACUACUACUACUACUACUACUACUACUACUACUACUACUACUACUACUACUACUACUACUACUACUACUACUACUACUACUACUACUACUACUACUACUACUACUACUACUACUACUACUACUACUACUACUACUACUACUACUACUACUACUACUACUACUACUACUACUACUACUACUACUACUACUACUACUACUACUACUACUACUACUACUACUACUACUACUACUACUACUACUACUACUACUACUACUACUACUACUACUACUACUACUACUACUACUACUACUACUACUACUACUACUACUACUACUACUACUACUACUACUACCACUACUAGCUUUUUUCUCCACAGUAAUGUUUUUUCAUCAACGUGA